CUCUCUGUCUCUCUCCCUCAACAGCUUGAUUCCUCUCAAUUUCUCAAAUGGCUUUCAUCGAAUAUACUCUCGCACAAUCCCUUUCCUCAUCCUUACCUUUCGCUUUAUAUACCCAAAUCAACCAAUCUAGUCCUCAUCAUCCCCAAAAUCCUCACUAGUCCACUCCUCCGAUGGCGCUCAAGGCCGUGCACGUCUCCGACGUCCCCUCUCUCGAUCAGGUCCCGGAGUCCCCCGUUCUCUCACUCUCCUCUCCCCGUCUUCCCAAUGGGGCGGAGAUCGGACGCAAGGCUGAGAGGUUCUUGGUGAUCGGGCAUCGUGGGAAGGGGAUGAACGCGCUGGCGUCGCAGGAUCGACGCUUGAAGGCCGUGAAGGAGAACUCCAUCUUGUCCUUCAAUAUGGCCGGCCGUUUUCCCAUUGACUUCGUCGAGUUCGACGUUCAGGUUACAAGAGAUGAUUGCCCUAUUAUUUUCCACGAUGAUUUCAUCCUCACUGAAGAAAAUAAUCAUACUUCUGAGAAGCGAGUCACAGAUCUUACUUUGGAGGAGUUCUUAUCAUAUGGCCCUCAGAGAGAACCUGGCAAAAUUGGAAAACCAUUGUUUAGGAAGACCAAAGAUGGCAGAGUUUUUAAUUGGAAUGUGGAACUGGAUGACUCAUUCUGCACAUUAGCAGAAACAUUUCAAAAGGUUGACUCCCAUCUUGGUUUCAACAUUGAGUUGAAGUUUGAUGACAAUAUUAUAUACUCUGAAGAUCAUCUCACUCAUGUCUUACAAGUCAUCCUGAGGGUGGUUUUCCAAUUCGCCGGCGACAGACCUAUCAUUUUCUCUAGCUUCCAACCCGAUGCCGCACAGCUAAUUCGGAAACUACAAGACGUGUACCCUGUGUUCUUCCUCACAAAUGGAGGAACACAGACAUACACUGAUGUGAGAAGGAACUCAUUAGAGGAGGCCCUCAACCUAUGCCUAUCAAAUGGCUUACAAGGCAUUGUUUCAGAAGUGAGAGCAAUCUUCAGAAACCCAACCAUUGUUCCCAGAAUCAAGGAAUCCAAUCUUACUCUUCUAACCUAUGGACAGCUAAACAAUGUUCCUGAAGCUGUAUACAUGCAGCAUUUGAUGGGAGUAAAUGGUGUAAUCGUUGAUCUAGUGCAAGAGAUCACUGAAGCUGUUAUGGACUUCUCUAAUUCUUUAGAUGAGGUGAAAGAGAAUGAUAAAGGGGUGACCAGGCCUAAUUUUUCUCAGCGUGAGCUUGCUUUCUUGUUAAAGCUCAUACCUGAACUAAUUCAGCAAUAAGGAGUAGUGAAAUAUAUUAUUAUUCAAGGUGGCCAUACUCAGAUGCAAUGCAAGGCACUUUUUCUUUUUUUUUUUUUUGUUAAUUAGGGGCUAACUACUGUAUAUACAUUACAUAUGUAUGCAUACACAUGCUAUGUUUAUCAAACAGAAAACCAGGGAUGUCACCCUUUUAUUCUAUGUUGCUAGAACUUACAACUCCUUUGGUUUCACAAUUUUCACUCAUCUCUCUCUUC
Messenger RNA from Dioscorea cayenensis subsp. rotundata (Guinea yam), 1519 nucleotides. RefSeq names its product glycerophosphodiester phosphodiesterase GDPD1, chloroplastic-like. The transcript has 8 exons. NCBI's taxonomy places the organism in Eukaryota, Viridiplantae, Streptophyta, Magnoliopsida, Dioscoreales, Dioscoreaceae. Gene Ontology annotation, molecular function: phosphoric diester hydrolase activity. The record is from RefSeq and is a predicted model, not a curated record. Bases 171 to 1286 code for a protein of 371 amino acids. Gene Ontology annotation, biological process: glycerophospholipid catabolic process.